AUUGGUGGACGUCUCGGGUCGCCGCUGACCCGGCCGGCAGCUGCUGGGCGGCAGUUUUUCUUCCAACUCUCCAGCGCGCGGAAGUGCGUCGAGAGCCGUUCGCGUGCACCUUUUGGUGUUGUAUUUAUUCGUAUUUAUUUAUACAAGUAUUUAUUAUUUAACUAAGCAGUGAUGGGUUAUAGUGUGGUGAUCAGGAGGUGGCUGUGGUGUUGUGCGUUCGCCUGGAGUUUUUAUACAUCGUCUGCACUGGCAUGGUCGCUGGGCAAUGUUCUAAUGACUGGUAUUUCGGCGGGUGUGGAGUUUACCGAUAACAUGGCAGUCGGUCAGCGGUUGGCCCACACCCACUGUCAGAAACAGUUCUUCUGGCACCAAUGGAACUGUCCCACAGAGGAGUUCCUCAAAAGGAACCACCAGCCGGGCCCUGCCACCCGCGAGGCCGCCGUCGUAGACGCCCUAACUGCCGGAGCGAUAGCCUACUCGCUGACUCGGAACUGCUCCAGUGGCCAGAUCGCUGGCUGUACCUGUCAGACCAGACCGACCAGGAGGGCUGACGACUGGCAGUGGGGAGGCUGCAGCGACAAUGUGGAGUUUGGAGUGAGAAUGUCCCAGCAGUUCCUGGACCAUGUGCCGCUGAACAUGCCGCUGCACCGGGCUCUGCUGAGACUGCACAACAACCAGGCUGGACGAGAGUUGGUACGCCGUUCGACGCGCCGCCUCUGCAAGUGUCACGGUGUGAGCGGCUCCUGCAGCAUGGAAACAUGCUGGACCCAGAUCGCAGACUUCACCAUCACAGCCGAACGGGUGCGGAGACGCUACAGGAAGGCUAAACGGCUCACACUCGGCUCCGACGGUAACGACGUCUCUCCUACUGCCUCGGUCAGCUUUGAGGGUGUGCGGGUCACCGACCUGACGUACAUGGACGAUUCGCCAGACUUCUGCCGCACAGUGGCACCAAACGGCGACAUUGGCACGCGCGGGCGGGAGUGUUCGCGUGCCACCGGUCCGGGGGUUACCCACGCCGAACGACGCUCCUGUAAAAACCUCUGUCGACGCUGUGGCCGCAGAGUCAAACGCCAGGUUACAGAGGUCAAGACAUCGUGUAACUGCAAAUUCCACUGGUGUUGUCAGGUCACGUGCGACACGUGCACGCAAAAGUCGUACAAAUAUACGUGCCGGUAAUGGCACACGUGGUGGUGCACGUGGCGCACGUGUCAAACGUUGCACCAAUGGUUUUGGGUGUCAUCGCAACACUAAAAGACAACACAGGGGCAAGAUGUCUGGAGCCUGGCGGAUGAAUAUCUGGAGGAGUGUUGUCGGUGUCCAGUGGCGCCGCCAAGUGGCAGAUUGCGACAGUUCUAGUGUUGCAGUUGGUCGGCAGAUGGCAGUGCGGUGAAUCUAGUCUAUUUGGCGGCGAUUUUGAGUGUUUUGUGGCUAUGUUCGUCGACUCAGUUCUCCUGUGAGAAUUUUUGACAGCUUUUGAACAAUGAGGGUGAGAAAACUCAACCAACCGACCGACUAGGGGGGGGGGGCGGGAAGACAAUGCUUGAUCACGUGCCCUGUGACUCGCACAAUGUGACUGAGCACGUGACGACCUCACAGCCUGAAUACAUAUACGGGUCUACUUGUGCUUAGUAACUGACUGGAUAGGUUCUCGCGGGUCCUUGCUGAACGGGAUUUUCUAGACCUUUUUGGGUAGAUGCUGAGUCAUUUCGUGAUCAGGCUUUUCCGUCCAGUGAAUUCACUUGAUGUGAAUCGAUGAGCAUUGUCUUAUGUGUUUUAGCUAUGUGUAUUAUUCGUCUGGUUUUAUUUUCCCUUGGGCUACUUCGCCCUGUUGCCCUAUUUAUUGACUAAGUUAUUGGCGAGCUAACUAGGUGUAGCGUGUAAAGACACAAUAGUGAGGCAAAUGUCACGCAUCGAUGGCUCAGGGAUGGACAUAGAGACCUGUACAUUUUCAACAGUGACAAAUCGGCUUUUUGGACGUUAGUAAUGCGACAUUAAAACUGGACCAAGUAAUGAUCAACAUUCAAACAUUCAAACAAUAGUGACACAAUAUUUUUCUUGGUGUCAUCAAGCCCGGUAAGCCUUUUCAAACUGCUACUGUUCUGGAUAUGUGUUUGACCCUUACUGUUCUACUAUGCAGUAGUCACCGUGUGCCUGUAAUAUAAAUCAUGUGAUA
Molecule: messenger RNA, 2176 nt
Organism: Amphibalanus amphitrite
Lineage: Eukaryota; Metazoa; Arthropoda; Thecostraca; Balanomorpha; Balanidae
Product: protein Wnt-8b-like
Exons: 8
Coding region: 172-1179 (335 amino acids)
Biological process (GO): canonical Wnt signaling pathway; cell fate commitment; multicellular organism development
Cellular component (GO): extracellular region
Molecular function (GO): cytokine activity; frizzled binding
Source: RefSeq, a predicted model, not a curated record